ACCUCUGCCAGUGCAUGGAGAACCUGAGUUCAGCUCUUCCGGACUGGUUUGGAUUCAGAGCUACACUACUGUGUAUAGAGUGGGUCAGUCAGGACGGCUGCCAUAAGAAAUGCGAGCAAGAGCAGCAGGUGUACACACUGGCGGUGCUCCACUAUUCAGGUUCGAUAUUAAUGGGAAGCUUCAUGAAUGGUAUUCCAAAGCAAACAACUCGAAAAAACGAAUGACGAGCAAGGUGAAAACUCAACCACUUUUCAAUAUUGCGCCUCGCUAUGCGCCAACGGCUGAUGCAUUUAUGGAAGUACUGCAGACGUCUGGAUAGGAAGAUUGCUGUGUUGAUGC
This is a messenger RNA of Serpula lacrymans var. lacrymans S7.9, 339 nucleotides long. RefSeq lists its product as uncharacterized. Bases 110 to 319 code for a protein of 69 amino acids. The transcript has 3 exons. Lineage: Eukaryota; Fungi; Basidiomycota; Agaricomycetes; Boletales; Serpulaceae. The record is from RefSeq and is a predicted model, not a curated record.